Eurytemora carolleeae is the source of this 1584-nucleotide messenger RNA. RefSeq lists its product as uncharacterized. NCBI's taxonomy places the organism in Eukaryota, Metazoa, Arthropoda, Copepoda, Calanoida, Temoridae. The coding region runs from base 475 to 1125 and encodes 216 amino acids. The transcript has 5 exons. The record is from RefSeq and is a predicted model, not a curated record.
AUUAUCGACAUUUUUUAUUAUUUAGUUUCUGAACUGAAGAGGUUUCUAUCUCCGGGACAGGAUGAAACGGUUUUAUUCUCCGCUACCUCAGAUAUUCUCAUAGUUAGAACAAACCAGGUUGAAGCUAGGACACUGUCUAGUGCAGCUGGUGAGGAAACCCUGAAAUGGAUUUCUAUCUCCGUAUCAAUUGUUAUUAUUCUCUUCGGAAUUAUCUUCUUUCUACUUCGGCUCAGACGAGGAGAGGGAGAAUAUGAGGUUACGGUUUCAAUUAACUCCGGAACCAUUGAAUCCCAGUCCUCUCUCUCUCUACCCAGAAGUUUGAAGAACGACGAGGAUGUUUACAAACAAACCAAACCAAACCCUUCCAGUAAACUUCAAACCACAGGAGGUUCAAUUAAUAGAUCUGAUGAAUCCCGACAAACCUACCGGAGGCUUGAAUGUCUGGAUCUAGCUCCGCUAGAACUUAAAAGAGAAAUGAGAAGUGUUCCGGAGCAGAACCGGAGCCAAGUUGAACCCGACCCUGAAAGUAAUUGUAUAAAGGUGAAACCUUUCAUGCGCUGCUCAAACCAUUGUUUGGAAGAACUGAAAGGAUUAACUAGAGAAGAUAUCAUCUCCAGGUCUGUGCUCCAGACUAAUCUCCAGACUGAGAAUAGAACCGGGAUGAGAAUAUGUAAUGUGAAUAUGGAGAGAGGACUUGAGGGAAGUAGUGUUCAUUCGAGUGUAGACAGAGUCGGAGAGGAGGGGAGAAAGACAAUAGGGGUUUACGACAAAAACAUUGUUGAUUUGGGUUCCUACAUAGAGCAGGACGGAGUAAAAGAAGUCCUUGAUCCAUCAGAAUACUUUAUUCCCUCCAAGUGUUCAGGAUUAGUAUAUUCUCCAAGUGAUGAGUCGAGUGAACUGAACGAACUAUUAAAGAAGGUUGAAGAAACAAUGAAACCUUACUCCGGGUGUGUACUAGUCACAGAGCAGGAGAAAUUCUUUCCAAAGAUUGAAACCAAAGAUUCUGUGAACAGUGUAUCCAGACUUUUGACAUUUCAGACCUUUAAGAGGGAAGAUAGAAAACGUGAGAAAACUUCUCUGCCUGAUAUUCUCCAACCCUACUAUGGCAGAAAUGUUAAGUGUUGAAUCUCUGCAUUUUUAUCCUUUUCAUGUAAAAUAUUCAUAAGAUGGUGUUACUUAGGAAAACAAAAUCCUUUCAAUUUCUUCUUCAACGUUUUAGAAAUUUUGUUGGAUAAAAUGUAUCAUAAACUAAAAAACCUCGAUUAAUAAAGGAACUGUGCUCGAAAAUUAAGUGAAACUCUUUAUCCUGUUUAAAAAUAAACAACUGGCGCAAAUUUCUUUAAAAAGCUUGUGGAUUUCUUCAUUACCCUCGAGCACGAAAAUGUGAUUUAUUUAAUUUCAGUACAUUUUAGAAUAUAUAGCGAUUGACUGUAAAACAUUAUUAUCAAGUUACUAAGCUUAAGUCUAAUUGUAUUUCCACCCGAAAUGUUGAACCUCGAAAAUGACUGGAAAAUAUGAAGAAAAAAAACUUAAGAAAAUUUUCAAAUCGUUGUCGCCAUAAUUACUACCAAAUAGAUUAUCAAG